CUGCGGGGCGCGCGAGGAUUCUCAGGAGCAGCGGGCCGAGUUGGUGGUGAGCAGGCCAGGUACUCAGGCGGGGAUGGAGAGCCCGGCGGAGUGCGGACCCCCGGCCCCGCAAGCCGAGCUGGAGCAACCCGUCGGAGGCGCCCUGGGCGGGACUCCCGAACUGCGCGCGGGCGCCCGCGGCCGUCUCAGGGAGCCGGGGUACGUGGAUACCGACCCUUCGGACCCGGCGGACGGCAUCCCGAGCGCGCCCCUCGGGAGGCGGCCCCGCGGGGGCCCCGCGGAGGAAGGCGGGAGGCCCGAGACGCCGAGUGAUGCGCCCCUUGGGCCGCGGCCGGGCCGCCCGGCGCCCCGGGACCCGGCGGCGGGCGGCUCCCCGCAGCUGCGGCGCGGCCCGGGGGGCGCGGACGGCGGGACCGAGGAGGAGAGCGCGGGCGCGCUGACGCUGGACCCUCUAGAGCACGCGUGGAUGCUGUCGGCCGCCGACGGUCGCUGGGACAGCCUGGAGGGGCUGCUGGCCUGUGAGCCCGGCCUGCUGGCCAAGCGCGACUUCAUCACCGGCUUUACCUGCCUGCACUGGGCGGCCAAGCACGGCCGGCAGGAGCUGCUGGCCCUGCUAGUGCGCUUCGCGGGCCAGCACCGGCUGCCGGUGAACAUCAACGCGCGCACGAGCUGUGGCUACACCGCACUGCACUUGGCGGCCAUGCACGGGCACGUGGAGGUGGUGAAGCUGCUGGUGGGGGCCUACGACGCGGACGUAGACGUGCGCGACUACAGCGGCAGGAAGGCCUCGCAGUACCUGAGCCCGAGUACCGCCGAGGAGAUCCGGACCCUGGUGGGCGCCCUGGACGAGGACGAUGGCGAGAGCAACGUGGGCAGCGGGGGAGGGCGCUGGAGGCUCUCGAAGGUGCUGCCAUCGCACCUCAUCUCCGGCAGGCUCUCCCACGCCCUGGAGGACAGCGGGGACCAUCACCACCACCACCACCACCACCACCACCACCACCUGGCUGAGGGACCGGCUGUGGGCAAAGCAAAGGAGCCAAGUCGCAAAGCCUCAGGCAGCACUAGUGGGCGGAUGAAGCCCAGACUUAACAAAAUCCGUUUCCGAACCCAGAUCAUCCACACCACACCCUCUUUCAGAGACCCGGAGCAGCCCCUGGAGGAAGGGGAGGACAUAGAGGAGGACCGGUCUCUCAAAGGCCACUCAUCCUCAUUCAAAUUGAGGCCCAAGUCCAAUGUAUUUGGGUAAAAAGAAUUUCUUUUAGAAAAUUUUAAGGCUUGUUUGUCGUCAGGAAUACGAUACCGGGUAUAGACAAGGAAUUGAGACCAGAAAAGUCUUAGGCUUAACGCUGCAUUCUUACUUGGGUUAGAAAAGAUGGGCAGGAAUUUUCCUUAGCAGUGGGACUGCGGUGGAUUUCCAAGUGAUUCCUCAAACCUUGACACCAGCCUCUUCUCCCAUACCACCCCUCUCUCCUGGAGUCCCUGUUUCUGAGGACUAGAAAUGCAUCUAAGUCAAGGGCACAGAAUGGAUUGAGGGUUCCUUUGAUUUAAACAUUGCUGGAUACCUUGCAAAGUAAGGAGUAUUGCGCCUCUCUGUAACUGUUUUUUAAAAUGGUUACUUUUCCAAGAGCAACAAGAAAUGCAAAUUGUAAUGAAACUGAUAGUAUUUGUGUGUACAAAACUACAUACUGCCCUGUGUUUUUACUAAUUGCGUUUGUCUUUGAGAUACUACUGAAGGUCAGGUACGAGUUGAAAUGCACAAAUACUAAUUAGAGAAUAAUGUGAAUACAGUUAGGAAUCCUGUUGGUACGCUGCUUGUGUUGUAAAUAGCGCUCCAUUCUUUUUCAAAAGCAAGUUCAGCUUUAAUCACUGAACUAAAGAAACAGUCAACAUUUAUUUUGAGUUAAUCUGUUGUGCGGUUUCCUCUUAACUCUAAUACCACUGCACUCAGUAUUAAGGUACAUUAUUAAUAACUACACACGUUUUUAUUUAAAGAAAACACUUUUAACAACCUAUGGUACUUUUAAGUAAAUAUUGCCUCUGGUUCUAAUUCUCACUAACUUGUUUUGCUCUUCUAAAAGUCUAAAUUUUUCGUCUGAGUUUUUAUUCUGGGGAUCAUAUAACCCCAGUCUCUACUUGACCCUAUUUGAAGGUGCUUAGUGUUGAAUUGCCUACAGAAACUGUUUCUAGUUUAGAUGGCUAGCAAAAAUUGGCAUAAAUGUUAGUCUGUGCUUCUAUGAAGUAAUUAUCCAGUCAACUUAAUGAUUCUUAUGUAAGGUACACCUUUUAUUUUACUAAUAAAACACGUUCAUGGUUUCUAUA
This is a messenger RNA of Phacochoerus africanus (Common warthog), 2319 nucleotides long. RefSeq names its product sosondowah ankyrin repeat domain family member C (gene SOWAHC). The coding region runs from base 74 to 1246 and encodes 390 amino acids. The transcript has a single exon. Lineage: Eukaryota; Metazoa; Chordata; Mammalia; Artiodactyla; Suidae. Gene Ontology annotation, molecular function: protein binding. The record is from RefSeq and is a predicted model, not a curated record.